GUCAUACAGUGACGAACUCUCGAGUCUUCAGAGCUGAUCAGAGAUUUAUUUCGCCCCAAACAAACAAACAAACUAACAGCGGAUACUUUUGAAAACUGAACAUAAGCUAAAAUACAGUCAGUGAUUCCUGAAGCUCCGGUCUCAGGUGAACUGCAGACACACCCACAGCACAUACACACACACGCACACGCACACACACACACACACUGAAGAACCGGUUUAGUUCAGGUUUUUCCUCACACACCCGUCACGAUCCAGCAAAGCAGUGGAUAAACAGCAGAGCUUCAUCAUGCAGUGUCCUCAGUCCCCGGGGCGGAUGCUGUCUGAGGAGCAGUUCUCGUGCUCCAUCUGUCUGGAGGUGUUUGUGGAGCCGGUCUCCACGCCCUGCGGUCACACCUUCUGUAAAGCCUGUCUUGAGGGCUUCUGGAACCACAGCAAGCGCUUCCUCUGCCCCAUGUGCAAGAAAACCUUCUCCAGGAAACCCGAGCUCAGCGUCAACUGUGUGCUGGCGGAGAUCGCGGAGCAGUUCCAGGGUCUGUCUACGGUGUCCCGCGGUGCCGAUCGCUCCGGUGCUGAGUUCGGGAGUUCACAGCAGAAAGACGAUGAUCCGGGAGACUUCGCCAAAGCUGGAGACGUACCCUGCGAUGCCUGCAUCGGGCGUAAGAUGAAGGCGCUGAAGUCGUGUCUGAGCUGCCCGGGCUCUUUCUGCGAGGCUCACCUGCGGCACCAUAAGAAGCUGAAGAGCAUGAGUUCACACAAGCUGCUGGAGCCCAUACACAACCUGGAGGGCAAGAUGUGCAAAACACACAAGCGGCUGCUGGACGCCUACUGCCGCAACGAGCACACGUGUGUGUGUAAGGAGUGCGCGGAGUCAUCACACAAAGGCCACGACGUGGUCUCCACCGAACGAGAGUGGAAGAAGAAGACGAGUCAGCUGGGAAAGAAGAGGUCCGAAUUAAAGCAUCUGAUCAAGGAGAGAGAGAAGAAACUGGACGAGAUCAAGCAGUCCAUCAGAGUCAUCAAGGAGAGCAGUCAGCGGGAGAUGGAGGAGAGCUGGGCUGUGUUUGCGGAUCUGCAGCGGCUGCUGGAGCAGUCUCAGGCCGAGCUGCUGGAGCUCAUCGCCAGCCGGCAGAAACACGCCGAGCAGCAGGCCAAAGAUCUGGCAGCGGGUCUGGAGCUGGAGCUCAACACACUGAGGAAGAGGAGCAGCGAGCUGGACGCCCUCGCUCAGACGCAGGACAGGGUGCUCUUCCUACAGUUCCUGCCGUCUCUACCCCCACCCCCCGAGCCAUCUGAUUGGUCAGCGGUUUCCAUCAACACAGACCUGUAUCUCGGCACCAUCCGGAAGGCAGUCGGUUCUCUGACCGACAAAUUCCAACAUGAGGUCAAACGGCUGUAUGCGAAAGAACUCAGGAAACUGCAGAACUAUGCAAGUGAGCUGAUUUUGGAUCCUGCCACGGCUCAGCGUGAUCUCUGUCUGUCCGAGGAUGGAAAACAAGUACGAUAUGAAGAGCAGCGUAAAAACUCCAGCAACUCCGACACGCCGCGGCGCUUCAGUCCAGCGCUGUUUGUUCUGGCGCGUGAAGGUUUCUCCUCCGGCAGACACUACUGGGAGCUGGACGUGGGACACAAGACGGCCUGGACCGUGGGGUUGGCCCGAAGCUCAGCGCGACGCAAGGGAGAGAUCAGACUCAAUCCUGAAGGCGGAUUCUGGUGUUUGUGGCUGAAAAACGGAGAAGUGAAAGCGCUGACCGGAAGCAGAGUGGCUCUCCAUUUGACCUCGCUCCCCCAGAAACUAGGCAUCUUUCUAGAUUACGAAGCCGGUCAGGUGUCCUUCUAUGAUGUGAAGACGCACACUCACCUGUACACGUUCAUCGACGCGUUCACUGAGAGCGUUUAUCCCAUAUUCAGCCCGUGCCUCAACCAGGACGGCAAGAAUCCCGGAGCGCUGGUCAUCACCGCCGUCAAACACAGCUGAGUUUCGGGAAAUAGGGAUUGAAGACUUCACUAAUAGACAUAUAAUGCACUUUUUGUUCAAUGAAGAAGUUUAUAAUGAGGAGUGGGAUCUUAAAACAUCAUCUAGAGCAGGGCUGUCCAAACUCGGUCCUGGAGUGCCGGUGUCCUGCAUAGUUUAGCUCCAGCUUCCUUCAACUCACCUCCCUGGAAGUUUCUCAUUCAGGGUUAUCCAAACUCAGUCCUCGAGGGCCAGUGUCCUUUAUAGUUUAGCUUCAACCUUCUUCAACACAACUGCCUAAAAGUUUCUAGUAUACCUAGAAAGAGCUUGAUUGGCUGAUUCAGGUGUGUUUAAUUGGGUUUGAAACCAAAAUAUUCAGGACAGCGGCCCUCCAGGACCGAGUUUCCACACCUCUGUUCUAGUAUACCUAGAAGGAGCUUGAUUAUCUGGUUCAGGUGGGUUUAAUUGGGUUUGAAACCAAAAUAUUCAGGACAGCGGCCCUCCAGGACCGAGUUUCCACACCUCUGUUCUAGUAUACCUAGAAGGAGCUUGAUUAUCUGGUUCAGGUGGGUUUAAUUGGGUUUGAAACCAAAAUAUUCAGGACAGCGGCCCUCCAGGACCGAGUUUCCACACCUCUGUUCUAGUAUACCUAGAAGGAGCUUGAUUAUCUGGUUCAGGUGUGUUUAAUUGGGGUUGGAACUAAAAUAAGCAGGACAACAGCCCUCCAGGACUGAGUUUGGAAAUAUGAGAUCAGAUUUACUACAAAAAUGAUCGAUGGAAAAAUAAUAAGCGUAAAUCAAGAUAUUUAAGACGCAUGUUAAAAUAUAACGCACAAUAAAGAAAACUAACAGCAUGAUAAUAAACAAUGAGGUCACAUAUUGAAAGAUAAUGAGUGUGGGUCAAAACUGAUAACCCGUUUAAAAUGACACUGCAGGGAACCGAAACCUGAAGUUCACAAAUUGGCAAUGAAAUUAGUUUUUCCGCUCAUAAUUAACAUUUUUACGUGUCUAUUUUCUGUCUUAAACACGAGUUAAAAUUAUAACGCAAAAAAAAAAAAUGCAAAUUAAUGCAGGAUGAGAAACAACGAGGACCUGUAUCGUGAGAUAAUGAGCAUCAAAUUAAAAACGUUUAACAUUAUGCUGCACAAAACUGAACAGUUUUUCCGCUCCUAUUAAAUUUGAUUUGUGUGCUUAUGGGCUUUUCGGUCUUUAACAUGUGUUAAAUUAUUACAACACACAAAACGGAAACUAAAUGCAGAAUAAGAAACAACAAGGUCACGAAUCAAAAUCUGAUAAGUGUAACCAUGCCGGUCCUACACCACCCAACACGCUUCAAGCUGGGAUCGAACUCUCCGCAUGGGAGUCAGUUGCUCUAACAAAGAGACUAAAGACCAUGGAGUCUAGCAUCUGUCGCUCUAGCUACCCUCUGUUACACGAGCGUGGAUCAAAAAUGAAAACGUUUAGAAUGACAGUGCACAAAAUGGAAAUCUGAAUUUUACAAUUAGCGAAGAAAUCAGAUGUUCCGCUCGGAUUUAAAAUAUUAGUGUUUUGUCCGGUCUUUAACAUGUUAAAAUUAUAACUUAAUUUUUUUUUGCGCUUUCACGCUCAUAUUUAAUUGUUGUGUAUUUACAGUAUUUUUUCACUUUACUCUCGUUUCACAUUCUGCUCUUGCAUUUCCAAAAGAUGAUGUUCGAGAUUUAUUUAACUCAGGGCGAGCUUAAGCAUCAUCAUUGGUCCACUUGUUUUGAUUGACAGCUGCUCCUUUAGCCAAUCAGUGGAAGGGGACCUUGACAUCACUCCAGUGCAACUUGUUAAUGCUCAGAGAUGCAUUUGUUUCCAGGCGUUUCAGAUAAUAUAUAAAAUCAGACAACUGGAUGUGAUCGCAGGUUUCAUAUCAA
Messenger RNA from Danio aesculapii, 3851 nucleotides. It is a transcript of the gene btr12, whose product is annotated as bloodthirsty-related gene family, member 12. NCBI's taxonomy places the organism in Eukaryota, Metazoa, Chordata, Actinopteri, Cypriniformes, Danionidae. Gene Ontology annotation, molecular function: protein binding; zinc ion binding. The coding region runs from base 290 to 1978 and encodes 562 amino acids. The record is from RefSeq and is a predicted model, not a curated record. The transcript has 8 exons.